Messenger RNA from Ornithorhynchus anatinus (platypus), 2710 nucleotides. It is a transcript of the gene CCNI, whose product is annotated as cyclin I. Gene Ontology annotation, molecular function: cyclin-dependent protein serine/threonine kinase regulator activity. Gene Ontology annotation, biological process: regulation of cyclin-dependent protein serine/threonine kinase activity; mitotic cell cycle phase transition. Gene Ontology annotation, cellular component: nucleus; cytoplasm; cyclin-dependent protein kinase holoenzyme complex. The coding region runs from base 451 to 1587 and encodes 378 amino acids. The record is from RefSeq and is a predicted model, not a curated record. Lineage: Eukaryota; Metazoa; Chordata; Mammalia; Monotremata; Ornithorhynchidae. The transcript has 7 exons.
CCUUUCCCCCCCUCCAUCCCGCCGGGCGGACGCGGCGGCGCUUCGUCGUCCUCCCCCUCCCUUCCCUCCCCUCCUUUUUUUUUUUUUUCUUUUCCUUCCCCCUUUCCCCUUUUUUUCCCCCCCUUUUUUAUUUUGUCCAGCCUUCGCGGCGGUGGGCCGGCCGCCUCCCCCCUCCCCCGCCUUAUGGCGGCGGCCUCCUCGGGCUCGGCCCCCUCGGCCUCACCAUGGGAUUAGGUGGCUGAGCCGGACGCCGACGCCCCGCCCGCGCCAGGACUCCCCCCCCCUACACCGUCUUCUCCUCCACGACACGACGACACGACGACACGACCGCCGACAGGCCGGGACACGAUGAGGAGGAGGCCGUAACGGGCCCCCGCCGCCAUCGCCACCGCCACAGGAGGAGGAAGGUAGCUGUAUUGAGUUGGGUGGCAGGCAGAUUCCAAGGGUACCAUGAAGUUUUCCGGCCCCUUGGAGAACCAGAGGUUGUCAUUUCUCCUAGAGAUGGCAAUCUCUAGGGAAGCCCAGAUGUGGAAGGUGAAUGUGCCCAAAACACCCACCAAUCAGGAGGUUUCUCCAGUCCAAAGGGAUGAGGUGAUUCAGUGGCUGGCCAAACUCAAGUACCAGUUCAAUCUAUACCCAGAAACCUUUGCUCUGGCCAGUAGUCUCCUGGACAGAUUUUUAGCUACAGUAAAGGCACGUCCAAAAUACUUGAACUGUAUUGCAAUCAGCUGUUUCUUCCUUGCUGCCAAGACAGUUGAGGAGGAUGAGAGGAUUCCAGUACUGAAAGUGUUGGCCAGAGACAGUUUUUGUGGUUGUUCUUCAUCUGAAAUUCUGAGAAUGGAGCGAAUUAUUCUGGAUAAAUUGAACUGGGACCUUCACACGGCUACGCCAUUGGAUUUCCUUCAUAUUUUCCAUGCAAUCGCAGUAUCAACCAGGCCUCAGUUGCUGUUCACCCUGCCCAAGCCGAGCCCAUCUCAACACAUGGCAGUCCUCACCAAGCAACUACUCCAGUGUAUGACGUACCACCAGCUCCUGCAGUUCAAGGGGUCCAUGCUCGCCCUGGCAAUUAUCAGUUUGGAAAUGGAGAAACUUAUCCCUGAUUGGCUAGCUCUUACAAUCGAGCUGCUCCAGAAGGCACAGAUGGACAGCUCGCAGUUGAUCCACUGCCGGGAGCUCGUGGCCCAUCACCUUUUCGCCCUGCAGUCUUCCCUGCCUCUCAACUCGGUGUAUGUCUACCGCCCCCUCAAGCAGACCCUGGUGACCUGUGACCAAGGAGUGUUCCGAUCCCACCCCUCCUCGGUCACAGGACCAGAUUUCUCCAAGGACAACAGCAGACCAGAAGUGCCGCCCAGAGGUGCAGCGGCGGGGCCUUACCAGCGGCUCGCCAAGCACGCCUCCGCGAAACGCAAAGUGGAAGAGAUGGAAGUGGACGACUUCUACGACGGCAUCAAGCGGCUCUACAACGAGGAGAGCGCGCAGGAAGUCCUGGCUCUGGAAAACGUGGGCUCCGGGUGUGGCGGCGACGUAGCCAGGCAGGAGGGCCGGGCCUCCCCUUGUCCACCUCUGCAGCCCGUUUCUGUCAUGUAGCUCCGGCGAGUUCCCCUGAGCGCAGCCACCGAGAGCUACUGCAAAAGCUGGCCAAGGUGCGGAAGGGCACAUACCUUGUCAGGCUGAACUGAAGGGAGCCAGAAAAACCUGAAGUCUUUUUGUGCGGCUAAUUAUAAAUCAACCGUUAUUUAAGCACUUAAAACCCAUUUAAAAAAAAAUCAUAAAAAGUUAUAAAAGACCCAAAAAGAAAAAGAAAAAAGUAGCCUCCCUUUUCUUUUUUUUUCUCUUUUCCUCUAGUAUCUUCCCUUCCACCGUUUUCUUCUCUAAUGUAAACUGGUCUCUGUGUCAGUUCACAUAUACUGUUAGCUAGUAAGCCAGUCCCAGCCUCUUUCUCCUGCUCGCUCUUCCUUUAACUCUUAACCAGCCCCAUGCAUGCUUCCCCCACUCUGACCUUCGGUAAGGAGAUUUGAAACCCCACAAAAUAGUUCAUCUGAAGUGAGACUAGCGUUGACAGCAGGCUUUCAGAUUGCAUUGAAUCUGAAAAAGGCCCUUGUCAACUGCCCAGUGAGAGGUGGAUGUGCAGUACACAGGCGGUAGAAGGCGUUCAACCCAGUGAACCUCCAGCUGAUGUUUUUGGGUCCGUGUGGAAAGCAUAAGAAUCCACUUAGGAUCUGUGAACUCUGAAACUAAAUUAGUGUUUUGAUUUUCGUGAUCAAGGUGAAACAUGAUCAGGUGUUUGAGGCACUGUCAGUUUUGAUUUCUUCAAGUACUUUUGGUGUUUAUAUGAAAAUCUGGCAGUUAACUACUUGGGGAUGCACAACGUGCUUCAGAAAAUUCAGGGUUUUUUUGCAACUAAUCAUGAUUUUCACAUGUAUUACAGUCGGGAUGAGCCACUGCUCAUUUAGCUGUCGGGGCAGCUCAUUUUGCGUCUUGCAUAUGUGCAAUUGUCAGUCACAGAAACCCCAAAUUGUGCUUUAUCCAGGCAAACCCUGAAAACUUGUCCUUUUUCUUCUUUUCUCCCCCCUCACCCCCCAAAUGUCUGCCAUUUCUUCUCAAGACCUCUCUGGAAACCUGAGCUCUCUCCACAGUCUGAGGAAGGUAUUGCAUCGAGCCACUGUACUAAUGGAAGCCUUCUGGUAGCAAUAAAAAAAGUUGUCCUUGA